AUGGCCACUGCUGGUGCCGUCGCUCUUCUGUUCGGCGAGCUCCAGAUCUUGCAGACGUUCAAUCAUGACCUUACUGGCAGUACUGCGCAAACGCUCACCGGGAGCUCAACUGUGACGCCAAGUCCUCUCAUAUCGCAAGCCACUCCUCAAUGGCCUUCAGCUUCGGGUACGCCCGCAACGACCAACCCCCUUCUAGCACCAAAGACCAACACCUUAACUGUCUCCAACAUCCAGGCAGGUCAUGCCGGUAGCACGCUCCAGAACUGCCAUCACAAAACUCGCUGGGAACGCUUCGGUCAUGGCCUGUGCACAUCGUGCAAUGAGUGA
Molecule: messenger RNA, 327 nt
Organism: Ascochyta rabiei
Lineage: Eukaryota; Fungi; Ascomycota; Dothideomycetes; Pleosporales; Didymellaceae
Exons: 3
Coding region: 1-327 (108 amino acids)
Source: RefSeq, a predicted model, not a curated record